GUGUAUUGUCUCUUUAAGAACUGUCACUCGAGCCUUUGCUGCUUGUCAUUUUCUGCAACAAGAUGGCGGUCGUUCCAGAGAACAGAGUCCUCUCCUUCAGUGUUUUUAAAUGGAGCUCGUAUUCCUCCACAUAUUUACCAGAAAACAUCUUGGUGGACAAACCCAAUGACCAGUCCUCCAGGUGGUCGUCUGAGAGCAACUACCCUCCACAGUACUUAAUGUUGAAAUUGGAACGGCCAUCAAUCGUUCAGAGCAUCACCUUUGGGAAGUAUGAGAAGACUCACGUGUGUAACCUGAAGAAGUUCAAAGUGUUUGGUGGGAUGAGUGAAGAGAACAUGACAGAACUCCUGUCCAGUGGCCUGAAAAAUGACUACAACAAGGAGACCUUCACCUUGAAGCACAAGAUUGACGAACAGAUGUUUCCCUGCAGAUUUGUUAAAAUAGUGCCUCUGAUGUCUUGGGGGCCCAGUUUUAACUUCAGUAUCUGGUACAUUGAGCUGCAUGGCAUAGAGGAACCUGACUUAGUGCAGCCCUGCCUUAACUGGUACAGCAAGUACCGGGAACAGGAAGCGAUCCGCCUGUGCCUGAAGCACUUCCGGCAGCAUAACUACACAGAGGCCUUUGAGUCGCUGCAGAAGAAGACACGCAUCGCGUUGGAACACCAAAUGCUGACACACCUCCACGACCGCCUGGUACUCCGUGGAGACUUUGACGCCUGUGAGGAGCUCAUCGACAAAGCUGUCAAAGACGGUUUAUUUAACCAAUACAUCAGCCAGCAAGAGUACAAGCCAAGAUGGAGUCAGAUCAUCCCCAAGAGUAACAAAGGUACAGCCUCGCAAGAGCCAAGCCCAGAUGACAUGAACAGUGAGACAAACUACUCAAGUAAUGAGGAUGACAACAGACCAGGGAUGAGGGGAGGUCAUCAGAUGGUCAUCGACGUUCAGACAGAGACGGUGUAUCUUUUUGGGGGCUGGGACGGCACACAGGACCUGGCUGACUUCUGGGCCUACAGUGUUCAGGGGAACCAGUGGGUCUGCAUCUCCAGAGACACAGAGAAGGAGAGUGGUCCCAGUGCGCGGUCCUGUCACAAGAUGUGCAUCGACAGCCAGCGGCGGCAGAUCUACACACUCGGCCGCUACCUAGACUCCAGCGUCAGGAACAGCAAGUCUCUGAAGAGUGACUUCUACCGCUACGAUGUCGACGCCAACACCUGGACACUGCUCAGCGAGGACACGUCAGCCGACGGCGGGCCCAAGCUCGUCUUUGACCACCAGAUGUGUAUGGACUCGGAGAAGCACAUGAUCUAUACGUUUGGUGGUCGGAUUCUGAUGUGUAAUGGCAGUGUGGAGGACAGCAGGACGUCCGAGCCCCAGUUCAGUGGGCUGUAUGCCUUCCACUGCCAGGCCGGAACCUGGAGCCUGCUCAGAGAAGACUCCUGCAACGCUGGGCCUGAGGAUGUCCAGUCACGCAUCGGACACUGCAUGCUCUUCCACACUAGGAAUCGUUGUCUGUAUGUGUUCGGAGGUCAAAGGUCAAAGACGUACCUGAAUGACUUCUUCAGCUACGACGUGGACGGGGACCAUGUGGAGAUCAUCUCAGACGGAACCAAGAAGGACUCCGGCAUGGUGCCGAUGACGGGCUUCACCCAGAGGGCCACCAUAGACCCAGAGCUGAAUGAGAUCCACGUCCUGUCUGGCCUCAGCAAGGACAAGGACAAACGAGAGGAGAACGUCCGUAACUCCUUCUGGAUCUAUGACAUCGCACGCAACAACUGGUCGUGUGUGUAUAAGAAUGACCAGGCGGUGAAGGAGAACCCCAGUAAAGCUCUACAGGAGGAGGAGCCCUGUCCACGCUUCGCACACCAGCUGGUCUACGACGAAAUGCACAAGGUACACUACCUGUUUGGAGGAAACCCAGGGAAGUCGUGCUCUCCUAAGAUGCGUCUGGAUGACUUCUGGUCCCUCAAGCUGUGUCGCCCCUCCAAGGAGUACCUGCUCCGACACUGCAGAUACCUAAUCAGGAAGUACAGGUUUGAGGAGAAGGCCCAGUCAGAGCCUCUGAAUGCUCUGAAGUACCUGCAGAACGACCUCUCUCUGACCGUGGACCACACCAACCCUGAUGAGACCAAAGAGUUCCAGCUCCUGCCCUCUGCUCUCUUCAAGUCCAGCUCUGACUUCAUCCCUCUGGGUUUCUCAGACGUGGACCAGACGUAUGCCCAGCGCACGCAGCUCUUCGACAUGCUCGUCAACUUCUUCCCGGACACCAUGACCCCACCCAAGGGUAACCUUGUUGACCUCAUCACACUCUAGCCCCGCCCCACAACCCUAUGCACCACCACCAUACGCCAAUAAGACUGAUUGGCCGGCCCAAAGCCAAACUUAAUAUUUUUCUACACUUGACCCUUCCAAAUUCAGUGGAGCUCUGCUCGUGGACUGCACUUGUUGACCCCCUCUUUAGGACGUUGGUUCUUCAACAACUAAAACGGAAAAUGAGGGUCAGGCCACUUGUGAUCUAAAGGGGUUGAUACUGAAUAUCACUGUGUGAAAAAGAAGAAGAAAAACUCUGAUAGUCUUGAUAGUCUUUGUUUAAUAAACUGAUUUAACAGGGCAAAAAUAACCCAGAAUUCUUCCAAACAUAUCUGUGAUAACUCAUUUGAUUUGUGAGGUUUACAUUACUUUUACAGGCUGCGUUUGAGUUUGCUUGGCAUUAGUAGCCUGUUAAUCAAGGAGGGGUCUCUUAUUUUCCGCUCGGUCUUGCAUCUGUCUCUCUCUGACCACACUCACUCACACAAACCUGCUUGUGAAAGUAGUUGUUACGUAAUGACACCCUGUCAUGUGUGUGUGUGUGUGUGUGUGUGUGUGUGCGUUGAAUAUACCGUCAACCAAGUUCAUGCUUUUGUUUGCUUGCUCUGCCUGUAUUAUUGGUGGCCAUAUUAUAUACCCCAUAUUUAUAAUUGUCUGCCAUGCUGUUUCACACUGUGUCAAAAUGUUAAUUGUGUUCUAUCGAAACAAUAGAAGUAUGAUCCUAAAAGACAAUUUAUAUGUCAAAUGAAGUUAAGUCAAUUAAAUCCUCUCAAUGUAAAAUUCAGUCAUGAGUUUGGGGGGAAAACAUUGUCAAGUUGUCAAAAGCCUGGGAUUCUGGUAAUGGCUACUGUAGCUUUAGUGUGAUGCAACCAUGGUUCUGUCACUGAGGCAUGGUGGGAAAUGUAGUCUCCAAGUAUGAAUGUUAUUUUUUAAACUCACUCCCCAUCUUGUAAGAGAACUGCAACAUGAUGGUUCUGCUGUAUCAGGGAGUUUUUUUAUGUACAAACACAUAUGAUCUCAUUGGCUGAGAUGUAUCUCCCUUUGACGAUAAAGUUAUUUUAUGGAAGGAAGAAUGAAUGAUUGCUUUCAUUGAGGGAGAGCCCAGUCUCCCCCUUAAGAGAUGGCCUGAUUACUGGGUUCUCUCUGUUUCUCAUGCAAACAGUGAUGACAGGACAUUCUUCAUUUCUGACCUAAAGAAAUACAGAACACUAGAUUUCAUUCUUACUCAGAAUAAGGCGAUAGGAGCAUUCACAAGUGAUCUCUAACACCAAGUUAUCAAAUGGUAUCUGUCUUGUGGCUCCAGCCAAAGUUUUAAUGUACAGGAAAUGUUUUUGAUUGGUUCAUAAUCAUUAUGCUGGAACUGAGGAUGCCCUUUGAUAUAGCUUGUGUGUGUGUCCGUCAAUAUGUGUGUUUGUCUCCAGGGUAUUUUGUCUAGUCCACCUGUGUAACAUAAUACAAACAUUUGCCUCAUAUUGUUCUUCCAUUAAUCUCAGUAGGAGAGAUGAUUGAAGUUAUCCCCUUUUCCCUCAAGAAUAGUAGCAGCCUAGUCUUCCAUUACAUUGUGUAUGUAUUGUCUAUAUAUUUAGCAUUUUUCUGAGACAUCUGUACAGUAUGCAGAGUACACUCUAGGCAAAGGCCUAUGGAGUCUGAAAUAUCCAUCCCCAUUUGUUUUGAGAUCAAUCAACUCCACUAUCAGAUAACCAGAGAUGGAGGGACUAUUCACAUUCAAGGAGACAAACACUUGGUGCUUGAGUCCUGUCGGGUGAUAGAGACAAACUUUAGACAGGCUUUUUCUUGUCAAAUCCUUACAAAAUCCUUGAUCAAAAUCCUAAUCAAAUUGGCAGAUUGUACACUAUGUCCCAAUAGAUUCAUUACAUCUGGUUUAAGACAUCUGAUCUUAUUGUUAGGUGAGUGAUCAAAUCCGAUUUCUCUGUUCGUUUGCACUCAUGUCCUCAGCAAUCAGAAUUGGAUUAAUUUGAAUCAAUCAUUUCUGUGUGCGUUUGCUGCUUGUGUGCAGGGUGCACACCCCUGUAUGCUUUGUGUGUGUGUGUGUGCUUGUUUGUGUGUGUGUGCUUGUUUGUGUGUGCUUGUUUGCUAAUGGUUGUCUUCUGCUGCCACCAUAUUAAGCUUAGUAAAUAUUAGCUCUCUGACCUGAGAUCCAGAGAGAAAGUGUCAUACUUACCAUCAUAGAUUUGUAAUAAAACCUGUUAUUUAGGCCCUACUCAUUAUUUAUGGUCGUUGUCACAGAAUAGAAGACUUUUGCGGUGGUUUCUUUUUUUGUCAGAAAUAAAAGAUAAGCGUAAGAGAACUAGAAAGAAGCACCUUUGCAGAAAAUAUAUAUCACAAUGCCAAAUACAUUUUAUUUUUGGGAGUGGAAGGAAAUUAUCAUUUUCAGGAAAAUGGAAUGUUCUUCAUCUGCACCCUCUUCUCCCCAACUGGGGACUCAUGAGUAUGUGGGGUACUCUAGAGUGCGUGAAUAAGCACUACUCUGUGGAUAACGUGAAUGUGUAGAGAGCCUAUUGUAGAAUUGCAUUGUAUGUAAUGUACAUAACGAAUAAAGAUUGUAUUUUGUUCAGGUUUUCAUAAAUAAA
Molecule: messenger RNA, 4894 nt
Organism: Oncorhynchus keta (chum salmon)
Lineage: Eukaryota; Metazoa; Chordata; Actinopteri; Salmoniformes; Salmonidae
Product: muskelin-like
Exons: 18
Coding region: 63-2309 (748 amino acids)
Cellular component (GO): cytoplasm
Molecular function (GO): protein binding
Source: RefSeq, a predicted model, not a curated record